CACAUAGCGGACUGCACUCAUGUUUGCUAAUGUAUUAAAUCUGCUGCAUAUUAUAUUGAGACUCUGUAGUGCUUUUUAGCUUCUAAAUGGCUGCCUUUCACAUGAUAAAGAUAUGAGCUUAAACCGUGAAAUAGACAGAAUUCCCCGUCCAUCCACACCCUGAUGUGAGAGUCGGAGAGGAAGGCGCUUCCCCCUGAGCUCAGACCGGAGAGGAAGGCUCUUAUUCGGUCAGAUGGCGUGCCGCAGUCCGCCCACGCGUUUCUCGCGCCCACACGGGCAGCGAAAGGAGCGUCAUUAACUCAACGCUACUGCCAGCACAGCAGAGCAUAGCCGAGACAACACAAGAGUUUCAAGAAUAUUUUAGUUCAAUCUCACAUCUGUAGAAUAAGGUCUAACAAGCACAGAAAACAAAUUAAAAUUACGUGUUAGAGGCGUAAAGAUACAAUUCUAUUAACAGAACGAGAAGUUUGACUGAUUUUCAGAUUAGUCACAGAAGUAAAAAAUCUAAUAGAUCGGGUCGUUUCGGUUGUGGAAUCUCAAGUUUUUGCUGGAUCCUGUCCUGGAUUCUGUCCUGAAACCUCUCGAGAGCCACAGCACUGAUUAAUGGAAAAGAAGACAGCAUCUCAAGACAAAAAAAUUACACAUUUUUUUCGUUUCAGAACAUGUUUUUGAGUUCCACUGAAUGUGAAACACAAAAAUGUAUUUUGUGUAAACCAGCCCUGAAAGAUGUUCUGAAUACAAAGCUUGACUUACUCUUUAGGAAACAAGCAACGUUAGCAAAGUUUUGUGCUGCUGUAGAGUAAAUUGUGAUUUUGGUGGUGGAUCCUCGCAUUAACUAAAAUGUUGUCCAGAACAAUUCAGACAAUUCAAAUGAAGUCAUUAUUUAAACCGAGUAUCAGGAUGUCAUUACCACGGACGCUGGGUGAGCUACAGCUCUACCGAGUUUUACAAAGGGCUAACCUGCUGAUGUACUAUGACACCUUCAUUCAGCAGGGAGGUGAUGAUGUCCAACAGCUGUGCGAGGCUGGCGAAGAAGAAUUUCUCGAGAUCAUGGCACUAGUUGGCAUGGCCACAAAACCCCUGCAUGUGCGGCGUUUGCAGAAGGCUCUGCGCGACUGGGCAGCAAACCCAACGCUGUUUAACCAACCCCUGGCCACCAAUGUGGCCCCUUGUGGAAUCCCUCUUCUUAGGAUCGACAGCGCCAGCGCUGCUGGCUCAGGGGUUAUGGGUCCCAGAAAAUCUUUAAGCAAUGGUCAACCAGGCUCUCCAUGUGAAAGAGAAGAAGUAGGAUCUUGCCUUACACCACUCAGAGAUAACAGUCCAAAGAGCCCCUGCUCACAGGCCUCUCCUGUACCACCAGACCAUCUGUACAGAGAAAAAUUGUCCCCCAUGGAUCCGCACUGGCUUAGUCCUGAAGUGUAUGGAGCCAAUGAUUUAGAUGAAGAACAACCUAUUACCCCUCUGCCUUUCGCUUGCCACUCACGUCUUCUGGGACCUCCUACGCCAACUUCUUCUUCAUCGUCCUCCACUAUAACCUCUCCAUGGCCUGGAGGUCAGCUGGACCCAGAAACCAUCAAAGCUGUGGAGGAAAGUGUGGAUAGGCUUCUAAGAACCAUGCCGCAAGCAGAUCAAACCGAGGUGAAAACGCUUUUGAGACUUAAUAAGAAAAUGGCCAAGACAGUUGGACACAUUUUUAACCUGGAACCUCAAGACAAGAGCAAAGAGGAAGAGAUUCGCAAAUACAGUCUGAUCUAUGGCCGAUUUGACUCCAAGAGGAGGGAAGGGAAACAGCUCACCCAUCAUGAGAUGCUCAUCAAUGAGGCUGCGGCUCAAUUCUGCAUCCGUGAUAAUGCUCUGUUGUUACGCAGAGUUGAACUGUUCUCUUUAGCACGACAAGUGGCAAGAGAAUGUGCCUACACAUCAACAUUUAAACAUAACAGGACAUACUCAGAUGAUUGUACUGCCUCUGUUGACUUUACUGCUCAGAAGAGAAUCAAGCUUGAUGUCACAGAUUCUGACAGACUGUCUAAGGACCCAGUAGCCAACAGUGACAACAGAUCUACAGCAGAUGACAACAGUCUUUCUGGAGAAAGUCUAGACAGUUUAACACAAGAUAUCAGCCCUCAGUUGCACCCCUCCUCAUCCCCUCACCCCCUCACCGACACCACUGGCCUCAUCAACUGGAGUCGCCAGCUCAUGCAACAAACUCUCAUGGAUGAGGGCCUCAGAUUGGCUAGAAUGGUGUCACGUGACAACGCAAGCAAAGUCAGCCUAGGGUCAGAAAAGAGAGAGAUUUCAGAGAUGGAAGAGAAAGAGAGGAGAGGAUCGAGUAACAGAAGCAGCAGUCCAUCAAACGCCAAAGACGAUCCAUAAUUGACAUUCUGCAAGUCAUCAUGUUGAACUCAGGUUGGAUAUCAUAUCUAAAUGCAGCCGUGGUGUUCGGUUCGCUAUGUUGAAUUGUCCUGUUCUAUAUUUUGUACGCAUUAUUACUUGUAUGCACCUUAUCAUGUUCUGUUAGAACAUUUAAAGACAUUUGGCGGAAAGUUGUUGUGUCUUUGCAAAUGAAAUUGGAAGCACACACAGAUUAGCACAAGCAACAAGUGUUACAAAUACAUUCCAUAUUCUCUGUCAGGAUACUUUGACUUAUAAGUAAAAAAAGUCAGUAAAAAGCUUCAAUGGUGCUAAAUUUGUGUCAAACAAAUUAGAGAAUGAAACUGCAUCUGUAUCCAUUUCCUAAACCUUAAUUUAUUAGCACAGAUUACAUGCUUUUUGUUCUAAGCAGAGCUGUGAGGCACUGUGAUGAGGGUCUCAUUCCAUUUUCUUAUUUUGAUGGAAUUCUAAACAAAAGUUUUGGAGGAGCAUGUUUAUUUAAUCCAACCAAUCACAACGCUAGAAUAAACAUAUAUAUAUAUGCUCAAAUACUUCAUUAUGUACAGCGAGCAAAUACGUUUACAAGCCUGACCCUGACAACCCUGACACUAGUAAGUUACUGAUGCAGUAAAUAUUAAUAUAUCAACUCUAAGUGCACAAUAAAUUUUCACAAAAUGUAAAAGAUUCAAGUGAAUC
Labeo rohita (rohu) is the source of this 3066-nucleotide messenger RNA. It is a transcript of the gene nab2, whose product is annotated as NGFI-A binding protein 2 (EGR1 binding protein 2). Gene Ontology annotation, cellular component: nucleus. Gene Ontology annotation, biological process: negative regulation of DNA-templated transcription. The transcript is spliced from 8 exons. The record is from RefSeq and is a predicted model, not a curated record. The coding region runs from base 841 to 2373 and encodes 510 amino acids. Gene Ontology annotation, molecular function: transcription coregulator activity; transcription factor binding. NCBI's taxonomy places the organism in Eukaryota, Metazoa, Chordata, Actinopteri, Cypriniformes, Cyprinidae.